Messenger RNA from Acanthosepion pharaonis, 594 nucleotides. NCBI's taxonomy places the organism in Eukaryota, Metazoa, Mollusca, Cephalopoda, Sepiida, Sepiidae. The record is from the annotation of a GenBank genome assembly.
AUGUUUACUUUUCGCUUUCAAACUUCUUUUAUUUUUUUCUUUCUAUAUUUCUCUUUCUCUAUCUUGUGUUACAUCUAUAUCUCUUUCCUCUCUCUCAUCUUUCUCCUCUCACUUCUUCUCUUACAGUCUCUCUCUCUCUCUCUCUCUCUCUCUCUUUUGAUUGUAUCUCUCUCUGGCUCUAAAUUUAUUUUCCUUACUUCUCUCUAUCAUCCUCAGUUUUAUCUUUCUCUUCCUCACAUUUCUUUUUUCUUGUCUAUCUAUUUCUCUCCAUCCCAUGUUUCAUCCAACACUUUUCUCUAUACCUCUUCUUUCCUCUUUCUCUCUCUCUCUCUCUCUCUUUCCCAUUUUCUUUCUAUCUUUGUCUGUUUUUCUCUCUCUUUCUCUAAUUUUCUUUUCUUCUCUCUAGACAUGACUCCAGUGUCUGGAAUAAUUUUAUUCUUUUUCUUUCUAUUUUUUCUACCGCUCUUCCGUAUAUCCUCAUUAAAUCUUCCUUCAUUUCUACACUCUUUUCCUUCCUCCAUCUCGUCGUUCAUUUUCCGUCGUGUCAUCGCUCUUUCGUUUCCUCUUUCUUUUUGUUCUUUUAUUACUUAUUGA